GGCUAUCCACCUCGGAUUGACGUCCUUUAGGAGCCCAGUCGCUAGCCUUUGAACCCAAAGGCGCUGCGCAGCUUGCUUAAGCUCGAAUGCGGCCUCAAGCGCACUCAGCGGAGGCCACAGCAUACGAGCGUCCAAAGAACAUCAUCGACGUUGCAAAUUGCCUUGCAACAUUCAACAUUCUCGACGGGAAGCACGGAUAUUUCGUUCUUGAGAAGUGCGAGCGAAGCCUGGAGGAGUACGCGAACAAGAUCGUUCAUUAUGAGUGAGGUGUAUGUUACCGGGCGGAAGCUUGUCCUGAGUCUUCAAAUCGUCCACGACAAGAGCUUGGUCCACGGAUACAUCAAACCCAGCAACAUCCUGUUGCGCACUCGGCCUCCAUCCACACUCACGCAGCAGCACGGGUCAGGCCACCUAGACCUCGACUUCGUUCUGGUUGACUUCGGACAUGCGGCACCAUACGUUCUCGAUGAUGGCGACUACCUGGAUCAGAACAGAUCUCCAUACGGAGCGGCAGGGAGCAGCGAGUUCAUGGACUUUAACAUAUACAUGGGCAUUGGAAAUAUCCCCAGAGAUGACAUGAUUUCGCUCGCCUACUCCCUAACCCCCAUAAUACACGGCGAACUCUCGCGGUCCAACCAGUGCACUUAUCUCGACAUGAUCAUCUUAAGUUCAAACAGAAGUUCGAUCCGUCGAAGCUGGGUCCCACUCUCCCCAAAGGCCGCAAGCGGGUUACCGAGCAUGCUACCUCGCUCAAUUUGAUGGCCAGCCCGAUUAUGCGAUGUUGAGCGAGCUACUGUUGGCAGUAGAGGAAGUCCCAUGAUCCUUUGGCCAGCUCUAACACAUUACGUCUAUACCUCAUCUAUCAGUGUUGCACGACUAACAUACAAUCUUAUUGCUGGGGAGCGACCCCAGCUCACAAC
Coniophora puteana RWD-64-598 SS2 is the source of this 920-nucleotide messenger RNA. RefSeq lists its product as uncharacterized. Bases 259 to 759 code for a protein of 166 amino acids. Gene Ontology annotation, biological process: protein phosphorylation. The record is from RefSeq and is a predicted model, not a curated record. Gene Ontology annotation, molecular function: protein kinase activity; ATP binding. Lineage: Eukaryota; Fungi; Basidiomycota; Agaricomycetes; Boletales; Coniophoraceae. The transcript is spliced from 4 exons.